CUGUGCCAGAAAUAAUGAUGCCUGUACUAACAAAGAAGCACUGCCGUUCUCUUUGUGGUGAGCGCUUCAAUGCCUGGACAAGUCUGAGAGCACACCAGCUCAUUCACACUGGAGAGAGGUCCUACGCCUGCCAGCAUUGUGACAAAAGGUUUUCACGGUCAGGGGAUCUCAAACAACACCAACGCGUUCACACAGGAGAGAGACCAUAUGCCUGCCAGCAUUGUAGCAAAAGGUUUUCACAGGCAGGGCAUCUCCAAGUUCACCAACGCAUCCACACAGUAGAGAGGCCCUAUGCCUGCCACCAGUGUGGCAAAAGCUUUUCAAGGUCAGGGGAUCUCAAACAACACCAACGCGUUCACACAGGAGAGAGACCAUAUGCCUGCCAGCAUUGUAGCAAAAGGUUUUCACAGGCAGGGCAUCUCCAAGUUCACCAACGCAUCCACACAGAAGAGAGGCCCUAUGCCUGCCACCAGUGUGGCAAACGUUUUUCACAAGCAGGGCAUCUCCAAGUUCACCAACGCAUUCACACUGGAGAGAGGCCCUAUGCCUGCCAACAUUGUAAAAAAUGUUUCACAGAGGCAGGACAUCUCAAACGACACAACCGCAUUCACACUGGAGAGAGACCCUAUAUCUGCCAGCAUUGUAGCAAAAGUUUUUCACAGGCAAGGGAUCUCAAACGACACCAACGCAUUCACACAGGAGACGAGCCUUAG
Messenger RNA from Engraulis encrasicolus (European anchovy), 713 nucleotides. Its product is annotated as zinc finger protein 239-like. Gene Ontology annotation, molecular function: DNA-binding transcription factor activity, RNA polymerase II-specific. The transcript has a single exon. Gene Ontology annotation, cellular component: nucleus. Gene Ontology annotation, biological process: regulation of transcription by RNA polymerase II. The record is from RefSeq and is a predicted model, not a curated record. Lineage: Eukaryota; Metazoa; Chordata; Actinopteri; Clupeiformes; Engraulidae. Bases 15 to 713 code for a protein of 232 amino acids.